AUGAGUGAGAAAUUUUCUGAGUUACCAAACAAGAUAAACAAUACUAGUGCCAAAGAACUUUCAGAUGAAGCAGAAACUAGGAAAUUGAACGACGAGACAACAGGCAACGCUUAUCCACUGCCUAAUAUCACAGAGAUAUUGGACCCGCUGGGAAGUGCGAAUUGCCUCUCCACAUUCGACUUGGCAAAGAUACAAAAGCAAGACUCCACGAAUUUCGUGAAUGUUUCAACCAUAAUAGGAAAAGAGAUAGCGAGUGUAUCUCAUUCAAAAACUUCUAUAAAACUUCACAACAUCAGAAGUGCUGUGAAUAAAGUAAAAGAAGAAGAAAAAAGGGUAACUAAGGAAAAGGAUUCUAAACAUUUUCAAGCUGAAGAAACGCAAGUUCAACGAGCUCAAAGAAAUCAAAAGGGAAAAAAUAGGGAAUCACCAGUCGAAGAUAUAUAUAAAAACUUGAAUAAGUACCCUAGCCAUUGGAUUAUAAUUGGAUUAAAAAUACUUUAUUGGUUACUACAUCUAAUACUUGACGUAGGUAACAUAGUAGGUAGUGCUGAUCUUAUGAUUCCCCCAGGAAAAUAUAGAUGGUAUCACACUAUACUAUAUACAAAAUAUUUUUUGGUUAAUAUGGCUGCGGCACUCUCAAAAAUUUGUAUCUUAAAUGCUAUUAGCAAGCAAUUGGAUAAUUGGAUCGAUAUCAGUAAACCUGCGUCUUGGCGCAAAAUAAAAACUAAAAUGAAGGAAAGGAACGAAACUCUCCCCGCACAAAUUGGUUUCGGACACCUAGCCAGAGAACCUAUUGGUGAAGUAACAAUCGAAGAGAACAUGGAUCCAACAUACGCAGAAUAUCUCGAAGAUCUGUUCGAUAAAUUAACACUGUACAACGAAUGACAAGAGAAAAAUUGAUAAAAUCCAAACUAAGAUCAAAAGAAUAUUACGACUGACGAAUCAGCCCCCAAGAUUUUAAAAUAGGAGAUUCAAUAUAUCUGCUAAAAGAACCUAGGAAGGAAAAUUCUCCGAUCAAUAUAUUAGACGACACAAAGUGCUAGAAAUCUUGCAGAACAAAACGUCAAGAUUGAAGUAAAAGGGAUUCCGCGAACAGUGCACUGAAACAAGUUAAAACUAGCGCAUAAUCGAAAUAAACAAUGAAUAAAGUGAUUUCAGUGGGCAACAUAGUGCAGUAGUGAAUGUUGUAGUGCUGUUCGUCAAAUG
This is a messenger RNA of Bombus impatiens (common eastern bumble bee), 1206 nucleotides long. RefSeq lists its product as uncharacterized. NCBI's taxonomy places the organism in Eukaryota, Metazoa, Arthropoda, Insecta, Hymenoptera, Apidae. Bases 1 to 885 code for a protein of 294 amino acids. The transcript has 3 exons. The record is from RefSeq and is a predicted model, not a curated record.